AUGCAAAAUCAUCAAAAUCAAAAUCAAAAUCAGCAAAAUCCAUCAACAACAUCCACCACUACAUCACCAGUGAUCCUUUUACGUCGAAAUGAAAGUGAUCCAGCUCCAUCCAACUUUCAAUCUCAUACUUUAUUAAUCGAUGGAACUUCUAAUCUGAUCUCUAAUUCAAAUCAAUUCAUCUUUGGUUCAACUCAAAAUGAGAAUCUCAUCAGAUCACCAUCACAAUCAGAUCACAAUCAAUCUUCAUCACUACUUCAUUCAUCUACUUCUCUUCAGAACCCUACCAUCUCAGAUAAAACUCUAGAUCCGACUGUUGUAGAGGCUAUGAUGACAGGUACAGUACGUGAUAAACAGAUCCUCUUACAAGCUGAAGUUGAAAUGCUUCGAUUUCUCACUUCAACACAAGAUCGUCAACCGUUUGGUGCUGCUCUAUCCACUUCAUUAAACUCUUAUCAACGGAUGUUAGUACAUCGUUUAGGUGACUCUUUUGGUAUUAAGAGAUCUAUCGAGAUGGGUCAUAUCUACAUGGAACGAACACCUCUCUCAGCUUGUCCUUCAACUCGUCUUGAUAGCUUUAUUAUUCGUCAGGAUGCUUCACCAUCAAACGCUGCUGUUUCUCCUCAGGAAAGGAGUCCUUCAUUAAACAUACCGAACAUACCUCAAGAAGAAAAGAUCGCGUCCUCUCCAAACACAAACGAAGUUAAAGCUUCAACUGCUUCAACUGCUCCUUUGAAAACCUUCAAGAUCAUGUCACGAACGCCUUCACAAAGAUCUAGCUCACGUCAAACGAGUAAAGGUAUCGCACCGUCUGCAGGAUCAUCUGUCUCAUCUGCUGAUGCAACCAACUCGGAUGCCAAGAGGAAUGAGCUUAGUUAUGAAGCACGUCAGGCUGCCUAUCAACAAGCACGAAACAGAAUCUUUGCGGCUGGAACUUCAGAAAGUGCAGAAGAUGAUGGAAUACCUAAAGAAUCAUCUGAAUCUGAGACAACCACUAGCUCUAGGAAUCUAGAUAGUUCUCUGAAUGAUGAUUCGAAUCCAUCUAAUGAUCAAUCUGUUCCUUCGUCCAAUGAUCCUUCUUCCGGGAAUGGACCGAUCCGAAUCGCUCAAGCACUUAACAAAGGAAAAGAAAAGAUGAUUGCCAAUUCGAAAUUUGUCAAACCACCAACCGUAGUAGCUAAACUUCGACCUGGUGCUACUGCUUUUGAUCCGAAUGCAAAAGCUCAUGGAUAUGAAGAAGUGACGAUUAUUGAUUUUGAUGAUAGUCAAGGACCGAUCCCAUGGUCUGCUCCUACUGGUUAUGAAUAUCCUUCUGAACCUAUCAGUCGUCAAGCUUAUCAUUCACGUCAGAUUCGAGCUGGUCAAUUGUAUGGUAGUGAUGCUUUUCCAAUUCAAUCUCAUCCAGCUUGUGGUCCUUUGAAUGGUGAACACGCUCAUCACGAUGGAUCAUAUCCAAUGUUUUCAACAUCCAAUGCACCUCAUUAUCUCGAUUCACAGUCUGGACCUCAUUCAGGAAUGAAUCCUAUGGUGUCUUAUGAACAUCCUUCAUCAAGAAUCUUUCCACCUCCUUCUGGACCUAUAAAGGGUGAUCUUAAUCGGUAUCCUCAAAACUCUGGAUUUCCAACUCCGUCAUUUUCGAUUCCUAAUGGUCGAUCUAUCAAUCCUGGUCCAACGAUUCAAUCAAGGAUUCCAAUACAACAAGAUCGGUUUCAUGUGACACCUUAUUCAGGUGUUGAUCAUGAGAUGGGAAACCAAGGAUCAGAUCGAUCAAGAGGAACAUAUCUUUCAGCCGAUUUAAAUCCAGGACCAACUAGAUCACACACUGUUCCACCAUCACUACCACCACCACCACCACCUGAAAGUCAAAACCAUCAAGGUUUAAAUUUUAGUCAUUCAAUGUCUUAUCCAUCAUUACAUCCUAUCUCACCUAAUCCACCACCGAUUCCAUCGGUUCAUAUGAAUCAUUCAUCAUAUCAAGUUAAUCAUUCUAAUCAUCAUCCAUUUGAUUCACAGUUUCAAACGACCAAUUCAUCUGUUCAUCCAACUUCUGGUCGUGAUUCUGGUACCUCAUCUGUUACCCAUUUAACUCCUCAAGCUCAAUUCCAUCCUACAUUAAUCACGCCACCUACUUAUGCUUCAGAUCCUAAUAUUAAUCCGAAUUCUAAUCAUUCAAUAAUAGAUUAUUCUCAAGUAGUGGAUCCACGUCUUUCAACUUUGAAUGGAAACCACAACAGUAGUAGUAGUAAUAGUAGUGGUAGUAAUGGAAAUCAUUAUCUUGGACCAUCUUCAUCAUCUACAAAUCAUCUGAAUCAUUCAAACAUGAAUCCUUUCUUACCUUUACCGACGGUUUCAUUAAGGUUUGAUUCGAUGAGUCAAUUAAGAUCACAUCCUUCAUCCUCUUCGAUCAUUUCAGAUGAAACAUCAUCUUCUAGUAAUCAAUCAUCAUCUAAUCUAACAGCUGCUUCUAAUUUAUCGAAACGUCAAAUGAAUGGAGGAAGUUUAGGACAUGAUUCAUCUGGAUCUGGAUCUAGAAGUCAUUUGGGAUUUAAAGCCGGCAGUCAAACGGUUGGAGGAACUAGGACGGGGUAUUUCAGUUUGAAUCAACUUGGAAUCUUUGGGAGUGAGAAUGGAAUGAAUGGAAUGAAGAAUAGGUAUGAAGCUGGUAGACCUGCAUCCGUGGGAGGUGUUUCGAAUUGUAGUAGUUCUAAUGGAUCGAUUCAUAGGAAUCAGAAUGGGAAUAGUAAGAAUCAACGAAACAAGAAUCAUCGAAGUAGUGGGAAUAGUGGGAAUAGUCAAAAGAGUGGGAUGAGUGGGAAGAGUGGGAAUGUACUUGAAGAAGAAGAUCUUAGAGGGAUGGUAGAUAAGGUAAGUAGUGUUAGUGAAGAUGAAUGGAAAACUAAUUUGGAAGCUCGUCUUGAUGAUGAUGAAAAAAAGAAGAAGAAGAUUGAAAAAGAAGUGAAGGGAACUUAUCCGGUUGGAGUGAUGGUUAUGCAACAUCCUUUACCUGCUAAACCUUUAUGGGUUGGUGGGUCUAGUAAUAAAAGUAUGGGAAGAGGGUCUAAUACUAACACCAAUACGAAUGGGAAACAUAGAGGGGUAGUGAAGAGUGAAACUCUACCAUUGAAAUCGAAUCCACCGAAUGGAAAUGGAAAUCAGAAUCAAGAUCAGAAUCAGAAUGAAAAUCAAAGUUUAUUGAAAGAUGAUGAACCUGUUAGUUCGGGAGAAGUGAAAUGUGUUGAUGUAAAUCAAACAGUGCCAGUGGGAAUCGUAGUUGUUGAGGAUUCGGAUUUGAAAGAUGAUGGAUUGAAAGAUGAUGGAUCGGAAGAUCAAGUUGAUCAAGUUGAUCAGGUUGAUCAGCUUAAAGGAAUUGAUCAGAUGGUUGGGAGUCUCUUGUUGGAUGAAAGUCAUCAUGGUUCUUUGAAUGAUGAUGAUGAUGAUCAGAAGAGUAAGAAGAAUGAUUAG
Messenger RNA from Melampsora larici-populina 98AG31, 3459 nucleotides. RefSeq lists its product as uncharacterized. The record is from RefSeq and is a predicted model, not a curated record. Gene Ontology annotation, molecular function: nucleic acid binding. The transcript has 4 exons. NCBI's taxonomy places the organism in Eukaryota, Fungi, Basidiomycota, Pucciniomycetes, Pucciniales, Melampsoraceae. The coding region runs from base 1 to 3459 and encodes 1152 amino acids.